Molecule: messenger RNA, 1494 nt
Organism: Oppia nitens
Lineage: Eukaryota; Metazoa; Arthropoda; Arachnida; Sarcoptiformes; Oppiidae
Product: spore coat protein SP87-like
Exons: 6
Coding region: 91-1290 (399 amino acids)
Source: RefSeq, a predicted model, not a curated record
AAACAUUUUAUGCAAAAAUUAUAAAUUUAGUUAACAAAAAAAAUUAGUGUCAAUUUUUUAUAUAUAUAUAUUUUUUAAAUAGUAUAGUAAAUGUGUGGAUCAAUAAUCAUGUAUUURACGGCACUUUUAYUAUUGRCUUUAAAUCAAUGUAUUAUUAUUAUUUUUGCUUAUAAUGGCAAUUAUAAUAAUAAUAAUGGACAGUAUGGUGGAGUAGUAGGAGGUGUAGGUCCCUAUAGAAAUCCCUAUGUUGUCUAUAACAAACCAAUGUAUUAUCCACCAGCAUUGUAUUAUCAAGCACCGGGUGAUGGUGGCUAUCCAGAAGCAGGAGGAGGAGGUGGAGGAGGAGGUCAUUAUUACCCACCGAAGCCAUCAAACCCCUGCGAUAAUAUCCAUUGCGCUUAUGGAUAUAAAUGUGGAUGCCUGAGCAAGUGUCCCCGUACUUGCAAUGACAAACGUGGUGUCGGUGGUGUCGGUAAAAGGAGAUCCUGUUAUUAUAGUCAGCAACAAAAACGGAAAUGUAUUGUCGGCUGUAUAUGCGAUGACGGCUUUGUACUUAAUGAUGACCAGUGUAUACCCAAAGACAACUGUCCAUUGAUAACAAAAGCUCCGGUAACUGCUGAAACUCCCGUUACCAAUCCUACACAACCACCUAAUGAUUGUGAUUCAAUUAGAUGUCCAGUUGGCACAAAAUGUGGCUGUCCACCUAGUAAUCCAGCUACUUGUGCAAAUCCUAAACCAGGUUCACCCAUCAUCGAUGAUCCCGAUAACUGUACCGUUCAAUGUUAUCCUGUUUGUCGUAAAGGCUAUUUAUUGGAUAAACCAAACGGCUUAUGUAUUAAACAGGCUAACUGUCCAGGCUAUUGUAUACAUAAGCGAAACCAUGAAAAAUGGUAUGAAUGCAGUACUAAGGGCUGUGAACGUACCUGUCAUCGCCCGAACCCAGUGUGUCCGMWAAUAUGCCGCCGACCGGGCAAUUGGGACUGUCUGGACGGUUAUGUUCGGGAAAAGUCGGUCAACUCGAGUCGGUGUAUACCGAUUAACAAGUGUCUGUCGACUACCGAUCUGGGCUACCCGUGCCCGGUAAAUGAGGAAUGGAAAAAYUGUAGUACUGUACAGUGUGAACGUACCUGUGCCCGACCCAAUCCUAUAUGUAUACAUAGUUGUCUGGGACCGGGCAAUUGUGAUUGUAAGCCACAGUUUGUCAGGGAUUUGAAAACCUGUCGGUGUGUACACAAAGAUAGCCAGUAUUGUCGCAAACAAUUUGAUCCAAAGUAUUGGUUUGAAGUCUAAAAGAAAGAAAACUCAAACUAAACUAAAGUCUAAUUUAUUUUAUUUUAAAUAAUAAUUAUUAGUUUUUGAAGUUUUUAGACUAUAAUAUAUAUUUUACUGUACCUACCGGUGCCGGCGCUGACUAACUGACCGCUAACACAAUGUAUAACACAAUUUAUUUUCAAUUUUUUUUAUCAAUUUUAUCAAUUUGUUUUUUUUUGGUGA